Molecule: messenger RNA, 222 nt
Organism: Brenthis ino (lesser marbled fritillary)
Lineage: Eukaryota; Metazoa; Arthropoda; Insecta; Lepidoptera; Nymphalidae
Source: the annotation of a GenBank genome assembly
AUGCCACGAAAACGUAAAUUAAAGAAGGAUGCGAUUGAAAGGGCUAGGAAAAUGCAAGUAGUAAUAAGAGCAUCAGAAAAGGAAGGCAAACGCAUAGAUCCGACAACGUCGUCACAAAAAACGAUUGAUAUGGAAACAUGGUCUGAAUCAAAUAAAUCUGCAGGUCCAUCGGUGCAUGCACAAAUGAUUAUGAAGGAAGACUAUUCAAAUGGAAUCAUUGUC